AUGGUGAAGAUGAUCGAGCACAGUUGUGAAAUCGAUGUGUUGUUGGGAAUAAAGGAGACCAGAUUUAUGAGAGACAUCGCUGACACAGCUUACUCUGUCAUGGGUCUAGCGGUGUUUAUUUUCCACCUUACAAUUUUCACAGGAAUACUGUGCAUAUCCGUAGGUGCUUUAUCCAGCGUGCAGGCUCUCAUAAUUUAUGGGAAAACGGAAAUGGAUACGCUGAAAAAAUAUAUCCUGAUCAGUUGGCUAGUCCUAAGUUGGCUGUACUUCGUAGGUAUGAGCGUGUUGGUGGAUAUAUUUUCGAGGCAAAUAGAACAGACCAAAUUAAUUUGCACCUACGCUCAAUUGAAAUAUAUAAAUAAUGAAGCAGUAUACCAGUUCGCGAAGCCUAUAUUGCGCGCACUUGAGGUCAGGGUUGCGCGCACCUCCAUAUAUGGUUUGUUUUUCUUCGAUCCUGGAGCGAUGCUGCGCAUUGCAGCCUCUACUUUCCUUUAUUUUACUGUGCAGAUUCAAUUUUCAAUGCCUGCUGAAGAAAUAGGAAACAGUGGAAACGUUACUAAUGCCGAUUGUGUUGAAAUUUCAGGAAAAUUAUAA
Ostrinia furnacalis (Asian corn borer) is the source of this 594-nucleotide messenger RNA. RefSeq lists its product as uncharacterized. The transcript is spliced from 4 exons. Bases 1 to 594 code for a protein of 197 amino acids. NCBI's taxonomy places the organism in Eukaryota, Metazoa, Arthropoda, Insecta, Lepidoptera, Crambidae. The record is from RefSeq and is a predicted model, not a curated record.